Messenger RNA from Spizellomyces punctatus DAOM BR117, 1260 nucleotides. Its product is annotated as glyceraldehyde-3-phosphate dehydrogenase, type I. Gene Ontology annotation, molecular function: NADP binding; oxidoreductase activity, acting on the aldehyde or oxo group of donors, NAD or NADP as acceptor; NAD binding. The transcript is spliced from 6 exons. Gene Ontology annotation, biological process: glucose metabolic process. Bases 17 to 1063 code for a protein of 348 amino acids. The record is from RefSeq and is a predicted model, not a curated record. NCBI's taxonomy places the organism in Eukaryota, Fungi, Chytridiomycota, Chytridiomycetes, Spizellomycetales, Spizellomycetaceae.
CACAUCUUCAGAAAUCAUGUCAGUAUCGCUUAAUUCUCAAUCGGUUCGUGUUGGGAUCAACGGCUUUGGUCGCAUGGGUCGUCUCUUUUGCAGAGCCCUUUUCAAUGCAUUGGACGCUACCCAGAGCAACAUUGAAAUCGUCCAUGUGAACGAAAUUAAAGGAGAUCUUUAUGUUGCAGCCCACCUCUUAAAGUUCGAUAGCAUCAAAGGUAUAUGGCCUCAUGAUGUGUCAACGGACAAUGGCGACAUUCUAGUCGACGGCCAUCGCAUCAAGUUUACCGAAUACAGCACGCCUGCUGAAAUUCCGUGGGAGCAAAGCAAGGUCGAUGUUGUCGUAGAAUGCAGUGGAAAGUUCUUGACCAAACUUGCACUUGCACCUCAUUUCGACCAUGGAGUUAAAAAAGUCGUAGUGUCGAGUCCGGUUAAGGAAGAUGGCGUGUUGAACAUUGUUAUGGGCGUCAAUGACAAUCUCUACGACCCCGCCAAAUUUGAUAUCGUCACUGCAGCAUCAUGCACAACCAACUGUCUGGCUCCCAUUGUGAAAGUGAUCCAUGAAUCUUUGGGAAUUGUUCAAGGGACAAUGACAACGAUUCACUGUGUGACAAACACACAAACUGUCGUGGACGCUCCUCACAAGGACCUCCGCCGUGCUCGGAGUUGCUUGACGUCUCUCGUUCCCACUACAACUGGAUCAGCCACUGCCAUCACGGUUAUUUUCCCAGAAUUAAAAGGCAAACUGAACGGUAUGGCUGUCCGUGUUCCCUUGCUGAACGCUUCCUUGACGGACGCCGUCUUCCGAGUAUCUCGGUCGACAUCUGUCGAAGAGGUCAACGCCCUCCUUGCAGAUGCUGCCAACGGCAGCUUGAAAGGGACUUUGGGCUUUGAAACUCGUCCUCUAGUCAGCGAGGACUUUCGGAAUGACCCUCGUGCUAGCAUAGUGGAUGCGCUCUCAACGAUGGUGAUAGACGAAACUAUGGUGAAAGUCAUUGGGUGGUAUGAUAACGAAUGGGGAUACGUUAAUCAGAUGCUCAAGAUCACUCUCAAGGUUGUUAAAGCGCUUUAGGUCAUCAAUUACCGAGCUACCAUAUUGUGGUCAAAUUUAAGAUUGUUUUGUCAAAAUGAAAGGACGCCUUUUUACUAUUAGACAACCUUAAUGUGAUUAUGGGAUCCGCUUUGAGAAAUCCCUCUCCCGCGGUCCAGAUAUACCAUAUGUGUAGUUCUGAGAAUUUCGCAACAUUAUUCGCAGCAUCUGUUCACACA